Ogataea polymorpha is the source of this 2239-nucleotide messenger RNA. RefSeq lists its product as uncharacterized. Gene Ontology annotation, molecular function: ATP binding; protein kinase activity. The transcript has a single exon. NCBI's taxonomy places the organism in Eukaryota, Fungi, Ascomycota, Pichiomycetes, Pichiales, Pichiaceae. Gene Ontology annotation, biological process: protein phosphorylation. The record is from RefSeq and is a predicted model, not a curated record. The coding region runs from base 5 to 1672 and encodes 555 amino acids.
GUGUAUGUCGAUAGUACGGUAUAACGACAAGCUAUUGAGCGUUGUUCACCAUAAUAAAUCGCUGAACUCGGUUGUGAUAUACAAUUCUGAGACUGAGAACCUGGAGCUUGUCAAGCUGGACCACGAUGAAUCUAAUGGUUCUCACAGCAGAAGGCGUAGGUCUAUUCCGUCUCAAUUCGAGUUUGUUUGUCCCGACUGCGGCUACCAAUGCAAUAUCAACCCGCCCUCUUCGAAUGAGUCUCCUCGAAGGUCGUCAGGGUCUGAUUUUCUACGAAAUGAUUAUUUCAGGCUCCUAGCUCGAGCAGACUCCGGAAACGAAUCCAACAAGGAGCUGAUAUCUACGUUAAUUCACCAGGCUCAUCCUGCUGAUAUAGACCAGAUACCUGUGGAGCUGAUCAACCAGGGCUAUUUCAAGAAGUUUUUCUCUGUUUUGGGAGAUCUAGGAAACGGGUCUAACGGCAAAGUGCUCAAAGUUGAGCAUAAACUUUUCAAUCUGCAACUGGGGAUUUUUGCCCUGAAGAAAAUAGCCAUUGGCAAUCAUUUCGGGAACUUAGUACGGAUCUUGAAUGAAGUCAAGUUUCUUUACAGUCUUACAGAGUCAUCCAAUACCACUAAUGCCAACAUCAUAAAAUAUAAUCACGUGUGGCUUGAGGUCGAUCAAAUCAGCAGUUUCGGACCGCAGGUUCCUGUUGUGUUCAUUUUGUUUGAGUACUGCGAUGGAGGCACACUCGAGCAGUUUAUAGAGCACCUUUUGCAGCCUAAAUUUGACAUCAAGCUGGAGAAAAUGCGUCGUCGCAUGAAAAAAAAGGGAAUAAAGGGAGCAGUCACGGACCGGCGCUACCUCAAUAACUUUGAAAUCUACAAGAUCUUCAAAGAUGUCCUUAAUGGACUGCAUCACUUGCAUGAGCAAAAGACCCUUCACAGAGAUCUUAAGCCCUCAAACUGUUUGUUUAAAACUAAGUUUCCAGACGACUACCAGCCGAUCGACUCUGUCGACGAUCUAGGACAGAUCCCAAAUCUUGUGGUUAGCGAUUUCGGCGAGUCAAUCAUGGAAAACUCGAAACGAAACUCCACAGGAUGCACAGGUACACUAGAGUUCUGUGCUCCAGAAUUGUUUGAGGAGGUCGAUCCAGGACAGCUGCAUGACUUUUCCUAUUACUCAGAUGUUUACUCAUUAGGAAUGAUACUAUAUUACAUAUGUUUUGGAAAGCUGCCAUUCAAGUCUUCUGACCAAAACGCGAUUCGUGAGGAAAUUGUGAGUUGCAAUCUGUUUGAAGACAUGGACAAAUUGCGCAGAGGCGAGUUGUUGCCAGAUUAUCUGCGCUUGAUAAGACUGAUGUGUGACCCUGACGCCAAAAGUCGGCCAACCUGCGAGCAGGUAAUGUUACAGAUGGAACAUAUCCAUAACAAGCUUGCCAAGCAAAGCUACAAGAAGUUUGCUUUGGCAAGAACGUUAUGGCAAACUGGCCUAAACAUAGCUCAAAUUCUGCUCAACAUCUGGCUGUGUCCAUAUCCGGCGCUGAAUAAUCUCCAGUUUGUCUUGGUGGGAGUGCUGAUAUCCCAAAAGAAGGUUCGAUAUCUGAUGUGGGUCGAAAUCUCACUCACAAUUCUGUUUCUUGCUCUCAGCAUUGACAGCUACUGGGCUGCUGUUUUUUCAAGCUCAGAUCAAUAAUUCCAUUGUUUUCUGCCGAGAAUUCAUGAAAUAGCUCAUCGUCAACACUAUCAACAACAUACUCAAAAAGUUCAGCCAGGCCAACAUUCUCUUUCGCACUCACCUUGAAAUAUUUGGAGAUCUCGGGGUUAACAUUGAGAAACUGGCGUAUUUCGUCUUCAAAAGCACAUCCUUCACUCUUCACAAGAUCACAUUUGUUACCCACAAGCACAAGCUUGAGAGAAGAGUUGUUGUCAUUCUUGUAAGUUUCCAAAUCUCUUAUCCAAUAUUCAGCCUUCCUGAAACUAUCUAUACUAGUCAUAUCAAACACAAUAAAUGCCAUAUUUGAAUUCCUGUAGUACAGGGGAGUGAGAUUGUGAAACCUCUCCUGUCCAGCGGUAUCCCAAAUCUGCAGAUUAACCAUCUUGUCGCCGUUGUCUUUGCUGACCUUUUUGGACACAAAAGCGGCACCAACAGUGGAGGCCUUUGUGUCGUCAAAUGUGCCGUUUUGUACGCGUUGUAGUAUUGACGACUUUCCUACAGAUGAUUCCCCAAGCAGUACCAGCUUGAAAUCAGCGCUGAGUCGCG